Thermothielavioides terrestris NRRL 8126 is the source of this 1767-nucleotide messenger RNA. RefSeq lists its product as uncharacterized. The record is from RefSeq and is a predicted model, not a curated record. Gene Ontology annotation, biological process: transmembrane transport. Lineage: Eukaryota; Fungi; Ascomycota; Sordariomycetes; Sordariales; Chaetomiaceae. Gene Ontology annotation, molecular function: transmembrane transporter activity. The coding region runs from base 1 to 1767 and encodes 588 amino acids. Gene Ontology annotation, cellular component: membrane. The transcript has 5 exons.
AUGGCCGACAGAGAGGGGCGGCCGAGCCGGGAGGGCCAAAAAAAGGAGGAUGCGACGUUAGCGGAGAAGCUGCAGCACCCGCUCUCUGACUCGAGCACCUCGGUGGGCUCGGUCGAGGCGCGGGCUAGUCACGGCGGUGCCCGCGGCACCCCAGACAUCGACCACGUCGAGGUCGAGGACGCAGUCCCCGGCCAUGCUCUCGACGUCGAGCUCGAGAAGGGCCACGACAUCUCCGAGAUCAAGCGCAUCCCGACACACGGCAGCGCCAAGUCCAAGCUCUCGCGCGUCGUGUCGGCCCUGUCGCGCAGGCGCACCCACGAGCGCGAGCGCAUCCCCUUCGCGCCCAUCCCCGAGUCCAACCUCGCCGAGGGCAUCGUCGGCUGGGAGUCGCAGGACGACCCGGCCAUGCCGCUCAACUUCCCCACCGCGAAGAAGUGGCUGAUCGUUGGCCUGCUGUCGGUUAUCACCCUGCUGACGCCGUUCGCCUCCUCCAUCCUGGCGCCGGGCAUCGAGCGCCUGGACCGCGAGUUCGGCAACACCAACGACAUCGUCGGCACCAUGACCGUCAGCAUCUACCUGCUGGGCUACGUCAUCGGGCCGCUGUUCCUGGCCCCGCUGAGCGAGCUGUACGGGCGCCGGACGGUGCUGACGGCAGCCAACGUCUUCUUCUGCGUUUGGCAGAUUGGGUGUGCGCUGGCACCUUCGAUCGCGACCCUGAUAGUGUUUCGGUUCUUCACCGGUAUUGGGGGUUCGGGCUGUCUGACGCUGGGAGCAGGCGUCAUAUCGGACGUCUUCCGCGCCGACCAGAGGGGCUUCGCCAUGGGCAUCUACACGCUCGGGCCGCUGGUUGGUCCCACGGUCGGUCCCAUCAUCGGUAGCUUCGUAUCCGAGACGAUCGGCUGGCGGUGGGACUUCUGGAUCGUCUUCAUCGUCGCCGCCGUCGUCAUCGCCCUGACCGAGCUGUUCAACACCGAGACGAACCCGCGGGUGCUCAUGCAGCGCAAGGUCAAGCGACUCCAGAAGGAGCUCGGCCGCGCCGACCUGCGCAGCUGCUACGAGACGCCCGGCGCCGAGCCCCAGAGCCGCGCGCGCAUGCUGCUGAACGGCCUCGUCCGGCCGACCAAGUUGCUGUUCCUGUCACCGCUCGUCUUCUUCGUGUCGCUGUACCUCGCCUUCGCCUACGGCACGCUCUACCUGCUCUUCACCACCAUCCCGAUCGUGUUCCAGCAGACCUACGGCUGGAGCCUCGGCAUCACCGGCCUCGUGUACAUCUGCCUGGGCCUCGGCAACUUGACCGGCUGGGCCGUCAUCACGGCCACGUCGGACCGCGGCGUCGUCAAGCGCACGCGCGCCAACAACGGCGUGUUCCUGCCCGAGUUCCGCCUGCCGCUGAGCAUCUACUUCAGCCUGGCCCUGCCGCCCACCUUCUUCUGGUACGGCUGGGCGGCCUACUACCGCACCCACUGGAUCGUCCCGGUGCUGGGGCUCUUCCCCUUCUCCUUCGGCAUCAUGGGCUUGUUCCUGCCCCUGACCACCUACCUGGUCGACUGCUACCCGAUGUACGCGGCCUCGGCGAUCGCCGCCAACACCGUCUUCCGCAGCCUCGCCGGCAUGUUGCUGCCGCUCGCCGGGCCCUCCAUGUACCAGAACCUGGGGCUUGGCUGGGGCAACUCGCUGCUGGGGUUCAUCUGCGUUGCCAUGAUCCCCGUGCCGCUGCUGCUGCUGCGGUACGGGGCCAGGUUGAGGAAGAUGGGUCUGCAGCUGUAG